Medicago truncatula (barrel medic) is the source of this 2985-nucleotide messenger RNA. Its product is annotated as probable cyclic nucleotide-gated ion channel 20, chloroplastic. Gene Ontology annotation, cellular component: membrane. The transcript has 14 exons. Gene Ontology annotation, biological process: monoatomic ion transport; transmembrane transport. Gene Ontology annotation, molecular function: monoatomic ion channel activity. NCBI's taxonomy places the organism in Eukaryota, Viridiplantae, Streptophyta, Magnoliopsida, Fabales, Fabaceae. The coding region runs from base 376 to 2712 and encodes 778 amino acids. The record is from RefSeq and is a predicted model, not a curated record.
CCGCUUAGGAAAAUUCGAGUUUGAAUCCUGACUAGAAUAAUUAUCGACAAAACUAUACUUGUAUUCUUAUUGAAAUCCGAAUUAUCAGGACCUUUUUCCAAAAACCAAAGUGUUAAUACCAUAAAAAAUAAAAUUUGAAUCACUAACAUGUGGUUAGUCCUAAUGGUAAGGGACUCAAGCAUUUAGGCAAGUGGUUAGAGGUUUGAAUUAUGAUACUUUGUUUACGGAGAAAAACUUGAUUGUCAGGAGAGAACCCAUAAUCUACCUCGCGUGACUAACAGAUUAUUCAACAAAGAUAUUUUUUUUUUUUUUUUGCUGUUGACAAAAUUGUCCAAUGAAGAUUAGUCACUACGCAUUCCGAAUCUUCAAGGAAACAUGAAUCAUUUUGAUAAAGAUGAAAUUCUGAUUCUGUCAGAAACACAUGUUCAACGAUCUCAUGAACCUCAGGAUUCUACCUUCCGAAGAAACAUAUCGAGGACACGAAGUGCUUCAAUCUCUAUUCCUAUGGCUUCUCUGGAACCAUACGAGAGACAACCGAAUCUUGUUCGCACCACAAGGAAAACUCCGAUUAGCCAAAUGAGUGGUCCACUAUAUGCUACUGCGGCAACUGGAAAUCCUUUUCAGAAUACUAUGAUAGUGACAGAAAAUUUUUCUACAUUCGAUGGCAUGGAUAAAAAUGAACACUUGUUGAGGUCUGGACAACUGGGAAUGUGUAAUGAUCCUUAUUUUACUACAUGCCCUACUCACUUCAAAGUUCCUCAGCAAAGAAAACCAAGAGCUUCCACUAUAUUUGAUCCCAAGUUCCACAAUUCUCUUUAUGGUGACACCAAAGGUUAUGGAAGAAAACUUUUUUCUUUCUGUUCUUCGUGUAUUCCUGGUGUUAUGAACCCCCAUGCGAAAGUUGUACAACAAUGGAACAAGUUUUUGGCCAUAUUUUGCAUAGUCGCAAUUUAUGUUGAUCCGUUAUUUUUCUUCUUAUUCUAUGUGAACAAGGAUAAUAAAUGUAUUCGAAUCGACAUGCCAAUGGCAACAACACUUGUUGUACUUAGAAGUAUAACUGAUGUUGUUUAUCUCUUGAACAUUCUUUUUCAGUUUAGGUUGGCUUAUGUUUCUCCUGAGUCUAGGGGUGCUGGUGCUGGUGAUUUAGUUUACCAUCCCAAGAAAAUAGCUGCUAAUUACUUUAAGAGCUACUUAUUCUUUGACGUAUUUGUUGUAUUACCUCUUCCUCAGAUAAUGAUAUUGAUUGUCCUACCAAAUUCCUUGGGGUCUUCACAAGCAAUUUAUGCCAAGAAUCUUCUAAGUCUAGUGAUCUUUGUACAGUUAAUUGCAAAAUUAUUCAGAUUUUUGCCUUGGGUAAUUGGCCGGUCUUCAACCCGAAUCAUAUAUGAGUCAGCCUGGGCAAAUUUAGCUGUAGGUCUUCUCGUUUUUUUGCUCUCUGCCCAUGUUGUUGGUUCAUGCUGGUACCUCUUUGGUCUAGAGAGAGUUAACCAGUGUUUGCAACAUGCCUGCCAUCUUGCCAAACUACCUGGAUGCAUGAACUUGAUUGAUUGUAAUUCUAGAUGGUGGAAUAUAUCAGCUACAUGGAGUGAUGAUAAGGGUGCCGAUGCUUGUUUGAAUUCCACAUCUGGUGCUAUUAAUUAUGGAAUAUAUGCCAAUGCUGUACAACUUACUAUAGAAACUACGGUGGCCAAGAAAUAUAUGUAUGCAGUCUUUUGGGGAUUCCAGCAAAUCAUUACUCUGGCUGGUAAUCAAACUCCAAGUAAUUCUUCGUGGGAAAUCCUCUUUACAAUGUCCAUCAUGGUAUUGGGACUCUUGUACCUUGCGCAUCUCAUUGGCACCAUACAGACCUCUAAUCAGUCUCUUGCACAGAGGAAGGUAGAAAUGCAACUUAGAGGCCGUGAUGUUGAGCAAUGGAUGAGCCAUCGUCGCUUACCAGAAGAUCUCAAAAGGAGAGUACGACAGGCUGAACAGUAUAGUUGGGCUGCAACAAGAGGUGUUUCUGAGAAAAUGGUUCUGGAGAAUUUGCCAGAAGAUCUCCAGACAGACAUACGACGUCAUCUCUUCAAAUUUGUUAAAAAUAUUCGAUUUUUUUCCCUAAUGGAUGAGGAUGAGCCUAUCUUAGAUGCCAUUCGUGAACGACUAGUACAGACGACAUACAUUGAAGGAAGUAUAGUUUUUAGUCAGGGUGGUCUCAUACAGAAGAUGGUUUUUAUUGUUCGUGGAAAAAUGGAGAGCAUUGGAAAAGAUGAAAUUCCGGUUCUGUUAUCGGAAGGGGAUGCUUCUGGUGAAGAGCUUCUAACAUGGUAUCUUGAACAGUCUGCUAAAAGUAAAGACGGUAAAAAAGUAAAGAUUCGAGGACAUGGCUUAACUAGUGACAGAACAGUAAAAUGCUUAACCAAUGUGGAGGCAUUUUCACUCGACGCUAAAGACAUUGAGGAAGUCACAACUCUGUUUUCAAGAUUCUUGCGGAGCCCUCACGUUCAACAAGUCAUAAGGUAUCAAUCACCUUAUUGGAGAUCACUUGCAGCAAACAGAAUUCAGGUUGCAUGGAGCAAUAGGAAGAAGCGUCUAAGUCAAGCUAAUACCACACAAAAUAAUUAUCAAACAUCGUGGCAUGAAUCGCCUUAUGGGAAAUCAGAUAGACCAAACAGAAUUCAGAUAGCAUGGAGAAACAGGAAGAAGCGUCUAAGACGAGCUAAUACCACACAAUGAUAAUCAAAUAUUGAACUCAGACUGUACUCUAAUGUUUGAUUCACUACACUUUGUCAUGAACUCUAUUGUUUGUAAUUUCUAGUCCUUGGAAUAGAAUAGUACACUACUAGAAACUCCUUGUUUUUCUACGGAUUUCUCCAAUGAUUUAGGUGUUUAGGUAAUAUCUUUGUGAGAUAUUGUGUCUGAACUUUGACAUUCUCAGGUAAUUUCCUGCCGAAAUUAUCUGCAGGAAAAGUGAAAAUAUCCACAAAAAACUUUUAGUUGUUGAUUGUA